AUGAUGUUCCUGUGCCAUGUUAAGGCAACUCAUAUCACCGACUACUCCGAGGUCUCUGGAUUUUACGGUCCGGGUACAUUCUGGGCUUGGAUUCUUGUCUGCGCCAUGGCUUUCGGUCCCAAUGAAGGCCGUGUGCUUCUCAGGCACAUUUGGUCAGGUCCUAUCGUGGGCCUCGAGCAUGCUUGCAUUUUCGACCCGGACAUUCGUGACCUGCCACUCCCACAAGACAUGGAAGAGGGGUCCGGUGAGAGCAGCGGUCGUGACUCGGACACCAGACAUGAGAUCGACCGUGAGAAACUUUGCAGGUUGCGAAGGCUCCUUGAUGGUAUCUUCUGUGUCGCUUUUGCAAAGAAAGAAGGGAAGCCAAAGUGGACAACAGAAUUUGUCCGCCGUUUCCUUCGAGGCUCUGACAUCUCUCUAUGGCAUCACUACCCUCAUUAUAUUUCAAUUACAGAACUCACCCAUCUACUGCAUAAGGAUUACGAGAAGGCCACAGGCCAACGAGCUGAGAUGAUUCUGAAUCUUUAUUCUCGUUUGGAUAUGUCACUCUCCAAAUACCAAAGUGGAUUUGUCGAAUACCAUUCACGAGGGUCUAUCGAUACAGAUGGUCUUUAUUAUCUCUUCUUCGAGGAAAUUUCCACUGCGUUCCCGUGGUUGCAGAUGGAGUUUGAUGAUUUUCACCAUCAUCUGAUUGAUCUCCGCAACCGAUUCCAAUACCUGCAAUACCGAAGAGAACUGCGAGAGCUUUCACCUCGUCUGGAUGCAAACACUUGUGCCGCAGUUGCAUAUCCCCUGAUUGCGUGCUACACGUUCCCUUCCAAAACCAGCGCUGGGAAGCCCAAGAUGAAGCAGUAG
Penicillium brevicompactum is the source of this 855-nucleotide messenger RNA. RefSeq lists its product as uncharacterized. The transcript is spliced from 2 exons. The record is from RefSeq and is a predicted model, not a curated record. NCBI's taxonomy places the organism in Eukaryota, Fungi, Ascomycota, Eurotiomycetes, Eurotiales, Aspergillaceae. The coding region runs from base 1 to 855 and encodes 284 amino acids.